GGUACCUGCGCAAGGUGCUGAGGAACCAUACCACCCACACGUGUGAUGGGGAGCAGCUUCUCAUCAUCUGCCCUCACAAGACCACCAUCAGCAUCCUCGGUGCCUUCUACGGGCGUCGCGUACCCAGCCCCAACCUCUGCCCCAGCCCUGGAAAUGCCUCCCAGGAGAGCACCGAGUGCACAUCUGCCACUGCCCACCUGAAGCUGCUGGCCGAGUGCCAGGACCAGCAGUGGUGCCAGUUCUCGGUGCACAGCCAAGUCUUUGGGCCGGACCCAUGUCCUGGGACACACAAGUACCUCAUCGCUUCCUACAAGUGCCGGCCAGGGAACCAUCGGGUCAAGACCGUGUGUGAGAACGACAAGCUGAAGCUGCAGUGCCGACCAAAAUCCAUCCUAGCCAUUUACUCUGCAAAUUAUGGACGAUUCCUGCGGGGCAAACCAGAAUGCGAUGCCCUGAACGCUGGGGGACCCCAUAUAGAGUGCCUGGCUCCAGAUGCCCUGCGGAGGGUCUCCAAGAAGUGCCACCGCAAGGGGAACUGCACUGUGGCUGCUGACCAGGCCACCUUUGGGGACCCGUGCCUCCCUGGCAUGAAGAAACAGCUGCGGGUCUCCUACACCUGCGUGCCCAAGCAGCUGCUGGAGGAGGUGGGCCAUGACACCUCGGACCCCUUCCUGCUCUCAGACUACAUGCACGGUGGCUGGUACAAAGGGCCCAGGUUCUCCAGGCUCCGGGAAGACCGGAUGAUUUUUACUAGCUCUCUGGCAGCUUUCGCCCACCUUUGGGGUGUUCCAGAGAAAGUUGGCCUCUACUUCCUUUGCGGGGUUUCAGGAGGCCUCAUGCUCUUGCUGUGCAUCAUCAGCCCCAAAACGACCUUCCUCCAGGAGGUUGGGGAGGCUCUCAAAGACCCAGAGCUGGGAAGCAGCUCGGAGCUGAACAGGACCAAGCUACGGGACGAGCAGGACGAAGACCUCCCUGAUGACAGCUCCUCUGACUCCUCCUUCCGCCGCCUCACCCGCACAUACCGGGCCACCGACAGCAUCUUUGGCCCUGAGCUGACUGCAGCCAUGGAGGGAGCAGCAGAGCACCAGGGCUGUUCUGGGGAGGAGAUCUGGAUGCCCAAGGAGUCAAGCCCAUAUGCCAUCCACAAGAUCAAAUCGGCCACUAAAUAA
Molecule: messenger RNA, 1169 nt
Organism: Merops nubicus (carmine bee-eater)
Lineage: Eukaryota; Metazoa; Chordata; Aves; Coraciiformes; Meropidae
Product: protein eva-1 homolog C-like
Exons: 7
Molecular function (GO): carbohydrate binding
Source: RefSeq, a predicted model, not a curated record